AUGAGUGAGAGGGCAGAGAGGGAGAAAGAAGAAACCUUCCUAGCGCCAGAGGAGUCAAGCAGAAGUAGAGCGGAAAGGUGGGUACGAACGGGGGAGAAGUGGGGAACAAGUUUGAAGGAGAGCGACGACGGAGAAAGGCAGACGGGAAAGAAGAGUGUAGAAAAGGUAGCGGAGAAGAGAGGAAGACCCACGAAGGUGGAGCAGCUGGGAAAGGAGAAAAGGGAUAGCAGUAUCACGAGUAUUCGGAGCUCGUGGUUCUCGAGGAGGGGAAAAGAGUGUGACGAAGAAGAUAGUGAAGAAGAACAGCAAAACGAGAAACGCGAGAAGGAAGGUGAGAGAGGGAAAUCGUUGGAACAACAAACAAAAACAGAGGAAAAAGAAGUUACAAAUAUGGAGGAGAUGGAAAAAAUGAUGAAGAGACUACUAAAGCAACAGAAAGAGGAUAUAGUAAGAGAGAUAAAAAGAGAAGUAAAGGAAGAGAUAAAAGAAAUGAAGAGGCAGUUGAAGAUGAAAUUUGAGAAAUUCAAAGAGGAAGAGAAAGAAAAAAGGAAGAAAUUAGAAGGAGAAAAUGAAGAACUGAGGGGGAGAGUAAAAGAGAUAGAAAAAAGGAGAGAAGAUCAAGAGAGAAGAGACAGAAGAUUUAACGUAGUAAUGAGGGGGGUAGAAGUGGAAGGGGGAAAGGCGAAAGAAGCUGCAUUAAGGGUUUUGGAAAAGUUGGGGGGGUUAGAUAAAGAAAUAAAAAUAAGAGAAGUAUAUAAGAUGGGGAAUAGAAUGAAUGAGAGAUUAAAAAGAAAAGAUGAAGAUUUCUGGGAUUUCUUGAAAGAUUAUGAUGUGAUUGGAUUAACGGAGACAUGGGUGGAGGAAGCGGGGUGGAGGAAGUUAAAAGAAAAAAUGCCGGAAGGAUGGAGGUGGAAAUGUCAACCAGCGAGGAGAGAGAAGAAAAAGGGGAGAGCGAUGGGAGGAACAAUAACGGGGGUACGAAAAAAAAUAGAAGAAAGAAAUGGAAGUGAAGAGGAUGUAGAGGGUAUACAGCAAAGGGAGGUUACUAUAGACAAGGAGAGGUGGAGAAUCAUAACGGUAUAUAAUAGAGAGGGGAGUAAGGACGCGCUAGAUAGAUUGAGAAAGGUGAUAGUAGAGAGGGAAAAAGGAAACAUGUUAAUAGCGGGAGAUUUUAAUGCCAGAACUGGUAGGGAGGGGGGAUGUUGUGUAAAAAGUGGGGAAGAAGAAGGAGGAAAAGGCAAAGAGCGGAGGUCGAGAGAUGGAGUGAUAAAUAAACAGGGAUAUGAGCUGAUUAAGGCAGUGGAGGAAAGGGGGUGGAUGAUACUAAAUGGGAGGAAAAGGGGGGAUGAAGAGGGAGAGUGGACGUACGAAAAAGCGGGUGGGAGAUCAGUGAUUGACUAUGGGAUUACAAACUUGGAGGCAGAAGAGAAAAUUAGGUCUUUCAAAAUAGGAUGCAGGAGAGAAUCAGAUCACUACCCAAUAAUGAUAGAGUUAGGAAAGGAAUAUAUAAGGGAGGAGAGGAAACAAAAGAGGGAGGCAGAGAUGAUACAGGAUUGGUCAAACGAGGGAGUAGAAUAUUUUAGGAGUAAUAUAGAGAAGAUAGAAUGGGAAAAGGAGGAUGUGAAAGGAGGAUGGGAAGAAUUGGAAGAAGGAGUGAAAAGAGCGGUUAAAAUGAAGAGGAGAGGGGGAAGAAAAGGGGUAGGAUGGGUUCUAUGGUGGGACAAGGAGUGUAGGGAGAAAAAGAAAGAGGUGAAUAGGGCAGGGAGAAAAUAUAGAAGGAGAAAGAUGGGAUAUAAUGAGUUUGUAGUAAAGAGACGGGAAUACAGAGAAUUAUGUGAAAAGAAAGAAGCAGAACAGAGGAGAUUGGAGGAGGGAGAGAUAAAAAAGAUAACAACAGAAGCGCAGGCAUGGAAAUUUAUUAAUAGAGGAAGGAAGAAGAGGGAAGGAGUAAGUAAUGAGAUUAAAAUGCAGGAAUGGGAAGAGUAUUUUAUGAAAGCGUUAGAAGGAGUUAAAGAGAGAAGUGUAGGAGAAGGAGAAGAGGAGGGACGGAGAGUGGGGAGAAAGGAUGAAGAAGGAAUAAGCCGAGAGGAAGUAAACAUAGAAAUAGAAAGAUUAAAGAAGGGUAAGGCGGCAGGGAUAGAUGGAAUAAGAAAUGAAGCAUGGAUGAAGGGGGGAGAUAAAAAGGGUGAGGAAAGAGUUGGACGAAAAAAAGGAUGGGGUAGGACUCAAGCAAGAUUUAUAAAGGGAAGAGGAACAAUAGAAAACAUAAAGAUCUUAAAACACAUAGUAGGAAGAAGAUUGAAAGAAAAGAAAAAGGUGUGGGCUUUCUUUAUAGAUUUAAAAGGUGCGUUUGAUAAAAUAGAUAGGAGGGUGCUAUGGGAAAUGAUGAGGAGAAGAGGGAUAAGUGAGAUACUGAUAGAAAGAGUGAGGGAGAUUUAUGAGGAAACAAGAUGCGUGGUAAGAGUAGGGGAGGAGGUUUCGGCGGAAUUCGGCGGUAGAAAAAGGGAAGAAGAACUAAGGAAGGGGAGAGGAGGAGUGAAAGUGGGAGGGGAGUCGAUAGAAUAUGCUGACGAUAUUGUGGUUGUGGCGGAAGAAGAAGAAGGAUUAAGGGAGAUGAUAAGAACAAUACAAAAGUAUUUAAAAGAGAAGAAACUAGAAUUGAGCCCAGAAAAAUCAAAAGUUAUGGUAUUUAGAGAAAAAGGGAGAAAGGAGAAAGAAAGGUACUGGUGGUGGGGCAGGGAGAGGAUAGAAGAGGUCAAGGAAUAUAAAUAUCUGGGAUACUGGGUGACAAGAUAUGGGGGGGAUAGGAAGCAUGUGAAGGAUAGGAUAAGGAAAGUAAGAGUAGCUAUGGGGUGGGUGUGGAGCUAUGAGGAAAGAAAGUUCAAGGGGGACAUAAGAUGGAGAUUAAAAUUAUUUGAUAGCAUAGUGAAAGGAAUAUUAUUGUAUGGGGUGGAGAUAUGGGGAUAUAAAGAAUGGAAAGAAGUAGAGGCAUUACAAGAAAAAUAUUUGAGGUGGAUUUUAGGGGUAAACAGCUGGACUCCGGGAUAUAUUGUGAGGGAGGAAUUGAAAAGAAAAAAAAUGAGAGUGGAGACUGGGUGGAGAGCGGGAAAGUUUGAAGAGCGGUUACAGGAAGGAAAGGGAGGGGAAAUAGGAAAAGAAAGUAUGUUAGAACGAAGGAAAGAUGAAAGAGAAAAACGAACAGAAAAUUGGACAAAAGAAAGUUUAGAGAGGAGGGAGUAUAUGUGGAGAGGAGGAGUAAGUGAGGAAGCACUAAAUUUAUGGGGAGCAGCAAAAUAG
This is a messenger RNA of Cyphomyrmex costatus, 3297 nucleotides long. RefSeq names its product trichohyalin. The record is from RefSeq and is a predicted model, not a curated record. The coding region runs from base 1 to 3297 and encodes 1098 amino acids. The transcript is spliced from 4 exons. NCBI's taxonomy places the organism in Eukaryota, Metazoa, Arthropoda, Insecta, Hymenoptera, Formicidae. Gene Ontology annotation, molecular function: catalytic activity.